This is a messenger RNA of Musca vetustissima, 2965 nucleotides long. RefSeq lists its product as uncharacterized. The coding region runs from base 16 to 2964 and encodes 982 amino acids. Gene Ontology annotation, molecular function: guanyl-nucleotide exchange factor activity; protein binding. The transcript has 10 exons. Gene Ontology annotation, cellular component: cytoplasm. NCBI's taxonomy places the organism in Eukaryota, Metazoa, Arthropoda, Insecta, Diptera, Muscidae. The record is from RefSeq and is a predicted model, not a curated record.
AAAAAUAUUAAAAAAAUGAAGAAAACUAUAAUACCUGUCCUCAUGGAUACCUAUGGUCUUGUACGCUUUUGGGAUUUCGAUACCCGCCCAGUUUCAUCGGAUACCUCUUGGAAGAAAUCCAUAAAUUGGUUUAUUGCCAACGAUUGUUAUGAUCGACGACAACGACAUUGUUGUACAACUUCGAACCAGAAUAUGUCUCAACAAAUGCGUGCAGUUUCCAGUCCCUCCCUUACCGAUAUGGGAGAUUAUUGCCAAAGAGUACCAUCUAGUAAUUCAUCGUAUACCAAUGCCAGUGCCGCCAAUAACCCCACAACUAGUCAAGAGGAUUGUCAGCGGACUGCCACAAAUAAUGUGCCGUCAGUGGUGGUGGUGGCUUCGUCGGCCACCCAGAAUGUUGGAGUUCUACAAAAAUUCAAACGUACAUUAACCAAUUUCAAUAAGCAUCAGCAACAGACGACCAAUCAAGCAACAACAACAACUGAAAUGUCAACGACAACGGAUGUCACCGAUUCCUCCUCUGCCACCGCCACAAAUAAUAAAUAUCGAUUUGGCCCCUUGGUGUGGCGUUCGUCGAAGGAGCGACGCAAGACAAAAUAUAAUCGCCGUGACAAAUGUAACAGCGGUGAUUCGGGCAUACAAAUUGAACUGGAAAAUGAUGAGCAAUUCGCUCGAGCCUUGGCGGCCAAUGGUGGUUGUUUGAAUGGUGCCCUGAAUAUAAGUAACGGUGUUGCUCUAAUGGCCAAUGGACGUAAAUCAGAAGGAUUGAAUUCCCUAAGAUUUCGACAAGUACGCCGCACAAAUUCCGCCAAAGUUACAUCAAUGACCGAUCAAAGCGUUUCGGAGGUAUUAAAUAAAGCCAAAAUGCUGAAACGCAUGGAUAUCAAUGGGGAACGUGAGGCACCCGAAUCAUUGCCCACCCGUUCGCUAAGUCAACCCAAUGGCCUAGAGUCAUGUGGCAUGACACGCAAUGAUUUAGAUGACAGCGACAGUGAUAGUGUUACCUCACAUGAAGAAGCUCCCACCACAUAUUAUCCCAUUUAUGCCGAAGUCUUGUACAAUUUCACUGCUGCCGGACCACAAGAGUUGGGCUUGGAAAAGGGUACCUUAAUUGAGAUUUUGCGCAAAGAAAUUGGCCCCUGGUGGUUUGGACGCAUUAAAAAAGAGGAUGCCACUAUAGUGGAGGAAAUUUUAGAUCCGGAAUUGGGCUGGUUUCCCAAAGAGUUUGUGCGCGUCAUACACUCACCGGAAACAGAUGCAUUCUUUUUGCAACACUUGGCCGAUGAUGAGCAACGGCACAAGGAUCAACACAUUAGCCACAUGCAAAUUAAUGAACACUCUGCCACAACAGCAUUAGUGCAGCAGGCAUCAUCAUCCACCACAACCAGCGUUCAGCACAAUGUCACAACCAUUGUUAUUGAAACAUCAUCAUCAUCACCAUCAUCGGACCUUAAUGUUAUAAUGGGUAGUGCGGAAAUAUUACGUCGUAGUGCUGUCAAAGAAUUAUUGGAUACCGAACUAAAUUAUGUUAAGCUGCUACAAGCUAUAUGUGAGGGUUAUCUGCCAGCUAUGAGCAAACGCAUUGAUAUCUUCUCACCCAACAGCAUACGCUUGAUAUUCUCCAAUAUAACAGCUAUAUAUAAAUUUCAAAGGCGAUUUUUAGAUGCUUUGCGCAAGGGUAUUGAACAAAAUCAAGUUGGCAAAAUCUUUUUGAAAAUGCACAAAGGAUUUUUAUGUUAUUCAACAUAUUGUAAUUCAUAUCCACGGGCAUUAAUUGAAUUGGAAUCAUAUGAAAGGGUCAAAGAUGCUCGCACCAUAUUAGAUAAUUGUCGCGAAACCGAAAACCUAGCUGAAUUACCCUUAUCCGCCCAUUUAUUGGCUCCAGUGCAGCGUAUCUGCCGCUAUCCUUUACAUUUGGCGGAAAUUAUGAAAACCUCUGCCAAAGGUUCGGAACCCACACCAUUUAGCCUACAGGAAUUUGAACAAAUCGAUGUUAGCCAAUUGAAUAUACCCGACACGACUGAGACCAUUGAUAUGGCCUUGGAGGCAAUGAAAUCCAUAACCGAAGCAGUAAAUGAGGGCAAACGCCACAGUGAAACAAUUGCCCGUCAUCAGGCCAGUUUUCAAAAUUUCAAAGGACCCCCACUGCAUUUGCACAGCACCCGUUUCUUUGUACAAAUCGAUGCGACAAGACAGAAACAAAAUCUAUGGAACAGUAGCUGUACAUUGUUUUUGUUCGACAAUCAAUUGGUAUAUUGCAAGCGGGAUAUUAUUAAACGUUCCAAUUUCAUUUACAAGGGACGUAUUUUCCUCGAUCGUUGCCGUGUGGUCAAUGUUCGUGAUGGUAAAAUGUUUGGCCACACCAUUAAGAAUUCGUUGCGGAUUUAUUGUGAAUCAAGAGGCAAAUGGUUUGAUUUUAGUUUCCGUUCGGCAAAUCGUAAACAUAGAUUCUUAAAUACCCUGGCCUUGGAACGGCAAUUUAGUGGCAAAUCUUUAUACAUCUCCGAAAUGAUGAAUUUCGAUUAUGCCCUCGAGGAAAGAGAUUGUUCAGAUGAUCAAUCCGAUUACGAGGGAGCUGAAAAUGAACAACAAAAACUUAAAGAAUUUCUAUAUGAGGCAAAUUUAAGUAAUGGCAAUAAUACCAAUACCUCGGGUGAAAGUUCGGUACCCGAAUCCCCCGCCAAAUCGUUUAAAUACAGUGACACCUUACCCAAAAAGUCGUCACAUUCACGUUUGGAAUCGGCGGCAAAUAGUGAAGCACAGACGGGCUCAUUGGGCCGGCGAAGAUUGGGCAAUUGGUUUCGCAAACCCAAAAGUACCGCCACAACGCCCAAUCAAUCGCCCACCCACAAAUCCCAUCCCCCAGCGGCACAUUCCACCGGUGAUUUACAAUUGACCGGUAGCAGCGAUAUGAACGAAUCGUAUACAGUUAUAGAACAUGCAGACAAUGGAGGUGUUAGUUCGUAAA